Messenger RNA from Hyaena hyaena (striped hyena), 1005 nucleotides. RefSeq names its product single stranded DNA binding protein 1 (gene SSBP1). The transcript is spliced from 8 exons. The record is from RefSeq and is a predicted model, not a curated record. Gene Ontology annotation, molecular function: single-stranded DNA binding. Gene Ontology annotation, biological process: mitochondrial DNA replication; positive regulation of helicase activity. Gene Ontology annotation, cellular component: mitochondrial nucleoid. The coding region runs from base 291 to 743 and encodes 150 amino acids. NCBI's taxonomy places the organism in Eukaryota, Metazoa, Chordata, Mammalia, Carnivora, Hyaenidae.
UCCGGAAGUGGUCGCCUAGCUCAAGGAUAGUUCGGGCUAGAGCGUCUGGUGAGGGAAGAGGGAGCCACGAGUUCUUUGCUAGGUGUUCGUGUCGUUCUUUGUGUUUAGGGAGGUGGUGGUUGUCGGUGUCUUGUAUUUUCUCUUCUAACCCGUGCGGAGGACUUCAGGAUUUUCUGUCCCCUCCUUGUCCCUUUACGUUAUUGGUUGGAGUGUCACCACUGAGAAAAGGCGCCCUCCCGUCCCGGCGGGGAAGACCAAAAACUAGGUUGUAGGAAAAGCAAAUAGAAGCCAUGUUUCGGAGACCUGUAUUACAGGUAUUUCAUCAGUUUGUAAGACGUGAGUCUGAAGUAGCUAGCAGCCUGGUUCUUGAAAGAUCUCUGAACCGUGUGCAGCUCCUUGGGCGAGUGGGUCAGGACCCCGUCAUGAGACAGGUGGAAGGGAAAAACCCAGUCACGAUAUUUUCUCUAGCAACGAAUGAGAUGUGGCGGUCAGGGGAGAGUGAAGUAUACCAAAUGGAUUUAGGUGAUGUCAGUCAAAAGACGACAUGGCACAGAAUAUCAGUCUUCCGACCAGGCCUCAGAGAUGUGGCGUAUCAGUAUGUGAAAAAGGGGUCUCGCAUCUAUGUGGAAGGGAAAGUUGACUACGGUGAAUACACAGAUAAAAACAAUGUGAGGCGACAAGCAACAACAAUCAUAGCUGAUAAUAUUAUAUUUCUGAGUGACCAGACCAAAGAAAAGGCGUAGAGUGGACGGUUCUUCGUUGACCAUCGUUUGGAGGCUCAUCCUUAUGCUUCUCCAGACCCUCACCUGCCUUUUUCUGGUCUGAAAUGUGGACCUGAUGGCUAAAAAUCUCCAGUAGCCAUUUUGGACCACGAGGCUAUCUUCAGGAUGGAGGACAGAAGAGGCUGGAAUCUGCGAUGACCACGCAACCACCAUCUCGGUCCUGGACAGUCUACCUCUGGACUUCUGUGGGAGACACAAAUAAAUCUCUACCUUGUUUAAGCCA